Hibiscus syriacus is the source of this 2709-nucleotide messenger RNA. RefSeq names its product 5-methyltetrahydropteroyltriglutamate--homocysteine methyltransferase-like. NCBI's taxonomy places the organism in Eukaryota, Viridiplantae, Streptophyta, Magnoliopsida, Malvales, Malvaceae. Gene Ontology annotation, molecular function: zinc ion binding; 5-methyltetrahydropteroyltriglutamate-homocysteine S-methyltransferase activity. The record is from RefSeq and is a predicted model, not a curated record.
GCCAGUAAGCACCAUUAGGUUAUAAAUAGCAACACCUCCAUUGCCACAACUCGUGCCGCUCCUUACUCUGCAUCUUAAUCUCUAUAUCUAAGGUUCACUUCUGUCUCGGGUUCAACCUCCGUUCUUAUUUACGAAAAUGGCCUCACACAUUGUUGGAUAUCCUCGCAUGGGACCCAAGAGAGAGCUUAAGUUUGCUCUGGAAUCUUUCUGGGAUAAGAAGAGCAGCGCCGAGGAUUUGCAAAAGGUUGCAGCUGGUCUCAGGUCAUCCAUCUGGAAACAAAUGGCUGAUGCUGGGAUCAAGUACAUUCCCAGCAACACUUUCUCUUACUACGAUCAAGUGCUCGAUGCCACAGCAAUGCUUGGCGCUGUACCUCCUAGAUAUGGUUGGAAUGGUGGCGAGAUCGGAUUCGAUACUUUUUUCUCAAUGGCCAGAGGAAAUGCCUCUGUGCCUGCCAUGGAAAUGACCAAGUGGUUUGACACCAACUACCACUUCAUUGUUCCCGAAUUGGGACCUGAUGUUAAAUUCUCUUAUGCAUCUCACAAGGCAGUGGAUGAGUACAAGGAAGCUAAAGCACUUGGAGUCAACACCGUGCCAGUUCUUAUUGGCCCUGUCUCAUACUUGUUGCUGUCUAAACCAGCAAAAGGUGUGGAGAAGACCUUUUCUCUUCUCUCACUUCUCCCCAAAAUCCUCCCUAUCUACAAGGAAGUGAUAUCUGAGCUUAAGGCUGCUGGUGCUUCCUGGAUUCAGUUUGAUGAACCCACCCUUGUCUUGGACCUUGAAGCUCAUCAAUUGCAAGCGUUCAGUGCUGCUUAUGCUGAUUUGGAAUCUACUCUCUCUGGUUUGAAUAUUUUGAUCGAGACCUACUUUGCUGAUCUUACUUCUGAUGCAUACAAGACCCUCGUUGAAUUGAAGGGUGUCACUGCUUAUGGUUUUGAUUUGGUUCGUGGAACUAAAACCAUUGACUUGAUCAAGAAUAAUUUCCCCAAGGAUAAAUUCCUGUUUGCUGGAGUUGUUGAUGGAAGGAACAUUUGGGCCAAUGAUCUUGCUUCUUCUCUUAGCACCUUGCAGGCUCUUGAGGCUGUUGUUGGCAAAGAAAACCUUGUGGUAUCCACCUCCUGCUCACUUCUCCACACUGCAGUCGAUCUAGUAAAUGAGACUAAGCUCGAUGAUGAAAUCAAAUCCUGGCUUGCCUUUGCUGCCCAGAAAGUUGUCGAGGUCAAUGCAGUUGCCAAGGCAUUGGCUGGUCAGAAGGAUGAGGCCUUCUUUGCUUCCAAUGCCGCUGCUCAGGCUUCAAGGAAGUCCUCCCCAAGAGUGACCAAUGAAGCUGUUCAAAAGGCUGCUGCUGCUUUGAAGGGCUCUGAUCACCGUCGCACAACAAACGUUAGUGCUAGACUGGAUGCUCAGCAGAAAAAGCUUAAUCUGCCAAUCCUCCCCACCACAACCAUCGGAUCCUUCCCGCAGACAUUGGAACUCAGGAGAGUUCGUCGUGAAUUCAAGGCUAACAAGAUCUCUGAGGACGAUUAUGUUAAAGCAAUCAAGGAGGAAAUUAAGAAGGUUGUCGAUCUUCAGGAAGAACUUGACAUUGAUGUCCUUGUUCAUGGAGAGCCUGAGAGAAACGAUAUGGUUGAGUACUUUGGUGAGCAGUUGUCCGGUUUUGCUUUCACUGUUAACGGGUGGGUGCAAUCUUAUGGAUCUCGCUGUGUCAAGCCACCAAUCAUCUACGGUGAUGUUAGCCGCCCCAAACCAAUGACUGUUUUCUGGUCAUCUACUGCCCAAAGCAUGACUAAACGCCCAAUGAAGGGAAUGCUUACAGGCCCUGUUACCAUCCUCAACUGGUCGUUUGUCCGAAAUGAUCAGCCCAGAUUCGAAACUUGCUACCAGAUUGCCUUGGCUAUCAAGGAUGAAGUUGAGGAUCUCGAGAAGGCCGGUAUCAAUGUCAUUCAAAUCGACGAGGCCGCAUUGAGAGAGGGAUUGCCCCUUAGGAAGUCCGAGCACGCCUUCUACCUCAAAUGGGCUGUCCACUCCUUUAGGAUCACUAAUGUUGGCGUCAAGGACACCACCCAGAUCCACACCCACAUGUGUUAUUCCAACUUCAACGAUAUCAUCCCGAUUAUCGACAUGGAUGCUGAUGUGAUCACCAUUGAGAACUCUCGUUCCGAUGAGAAGCUCCUAUCUGUCUUCCGCGAAGGAGUCAAGUACGGUGCUGGAAUUGGCCCUGGUGUCUAUGACAUCCACUCUCCCAGAAUACCAUCAACCGAAGAGAUUGCGGACAGGAUCAACAAAAUGCUUGCUGUGCUCGAGAGCAACAUCUUGUGGGUUAACCCCGACUGCGGGCUCAAGACUCGUAAGUAUGCUGAGGUGAAACCGGCCCUCAACAACAUGGUUGCUGCGGCCAAGUUGCUCCGCACUCAACUUGCCAGUGCCAAGUGAGAAGCUCAUCAUGAGAGGUUGGAGUACCCUCCAUUAAUGGUUUAUAUGCCCCAGGAGGAGAAAAAAUAUUAAAAAUGAAAGAGAUGUAGGACUGUCUUGCCAUUUGAAUAACUGUGUUUUUCUUUGAUGAUAUAUUGGAUAGGGGCAUAAUAUGCCCUUGAGGCCAAUUGAUUUCCUCCUUUCAUGGUUGUUUCUUUUUUCUCUAAAUAUCUCCUUUUUUAUAUAUAUUAUCACAAAGAAAACCUGUUUGUGGGUUGAGUUGUGGAGUUGAUGUAGGA